AUGAGAAUUUUAAAAAGUCAUCCUUUAUUAAAAUUAGCUAAUUCGUAUCUUAUUGAUACAUCACAACCUACUAAUAUUAGCUAUCUUUGAAAUUUCGGUUCUUUACUUGCAGUUUGUUUAGGUAUACAAAUAGUAACAGGUGUAACUUUAGCUAUGCACUAUAACCCUAGUAUUGCUGAAGCAUUUAACUCAGUAGAACAUAUAAUGCGUGAUGUAAAUAAUGGAUGAUUAAUACGUUAUUUACAUAGUAAUACAGCUUCUGCUUUCUUCUUCUUGGUUUACCUACAUGUAGGAAGAGGUAUGUACUACGGUUCAUACAGAGCUCCCAGAACAUUAGUUUGAGUUAUAGGUACUAUAAUACUUGUAGCUAUGAUGGGAAUAGGUUUCUUGGGUUAUGUUUUACCUUAUGGACAAAUGUCAUUAUGAGGUGCUACAGUUAUCACUAACCUUAUAAGUGCUAUUCCAUGAAUUGGACAAGAUAUCGUUGAGUUCGUUUGAGGAGGUUUUAGCGUUAAUAACGCUACUUUAAACAGAUUCUUUGCUUUACACUUUGUAUUACCAUUUGUAUUAGCUGCAUUAGUUUUAAUGCAUUUAAUCGCUUUACAUGAUACAGUAGGGUCAAGUAACCCUUUAGGUGUUUCAGGUAAUUACGAUAGAAUACCUUUUGCUCCUUAUUAUCUAUUUAAAGAUUUAAUAACUAUAUUUAUCUUUGUAUUUGGAUUAAGCUUAUUUGUAUUCUUCAUGCCUAAUGUUUUAGGAGACAGUGAUAAUUAUAUAAUGGCUAAUCCUAUGCAAACUCCAGCUGCUAUAGUUCCAGAAUGAUAUUUAUUACCUUUCUAUGCUAUAUUAAGAUCUAUUCCUAAUAAAUUAUUAGGAGUUCUUGCUAUGUUUAGUGCUAUAUUAAUUAUAUUAACAUUACCUUAUACAGACUUAGGGGAAACCAAAGGUUACCAAUUUAGACCUUUAAGUAAAGCAUUCUUCUAUGUAUUUGUUGCAAAUUUCUUAAUAUUAAUGCAAUUAGGGGCUAAACAUGUUGAAUCUCCAUUUAUAGAAUUAGGGCAAAUCUCUACUAUUUUAUACUUUGCUUACUUCUUAGUUAUAGUACCUUCUGUAAGUUUAAUAGAAAAUACUGCUAAAUAUGUAAGUACUUGCCGGUUUCGUUAA
Colletotrichum graminicola M1.001 is the source of this 1164-nucleotide messenger RNA. NCBI's taxonomy places the organism in Eukaryota, Fungi, Ascomycota, Sordariomycetes, Glomerellales, Glomerellaceae. The record is from the annotation of a RefSeq genome assembly.